GCCUCCAUGGAGCAGCAGCGAGAGCUGGGCAGCUUCUCCUUGCCUCCGAGUCUGCGGGCCAAGCUGGUCGCGGCGGGCUUCCAGACGGCUCAGGAGGUGCUCGACGUCGGGCCCUGCGAGCUCAGCAAAGAAAUUGGGAUUUCAAAACAGGAGGCAUUAGAAAUUCUGCAAGUGAUCAAAGGAGACAGUCAUGGCAAUGAAAGGGGCUCAGGAAAUACCGUCAGAAAAUACACAGCGCUUGAACUCUUGGAAGAGGAGCAAGUUCAGGGUUUCAUAGUAACCUUCUGCUCUGCCUUAGAUGAUAUCCUGGGAGGAGGUGUGCCACUGAUGAAAGUCACAGAAAUCUGUGGAGCACCUGGUGUGGGCAAAACACAGUUAUGCAUGCAGUUGGCGGUGGAUGUGCAGUUUCCAGAGUGCUUUGGAGGGCUUGCUGGAGAAGCUGUUUUCAUAGACACUGAGGGGAGCUUUAUGGUAGACAGAGUCGUGGAUAUGGCCUCUGCCUGUGUUCAGCAUUGCCAUUUGAUUGCAGAAAUGCACCCUGAAGAAGGCCAUCAAGCAGCGCUGGAGACAUUUUCUCUGGAAAAUAUUCUCUCUCACAUCUAUUACUUUCGUUGCCAUGACUAUGUGGAGCUGCUGGCACAGGUCUACCUUCUCUCAGAUUUCCUCUCUGAGCAUGCAAAGGUCCGGCUGGUUGUGAUCGAUGGUGUUGCCUUUCCUUUCCGCCACGACUUUGAGGACCUCUCGCUGCGGACACGGCUCUUGAAUGGUCUAGCCCAGCAGCUGAUCACCAUCGCCAAUGAUCACACGUUGGCUGUAGUUUUGACUAACCAAAUGACAACAAGAAUUGGACAAAACUGCUCCUCUUUGGUUCCUGCCUUAGGAGACAGCUGGGGCCAUGCAGCCACCAUACGCGUAAUUCUGCAUUGGGAAAACAAGCAGAGGUUGGCUACACUGUACAAGUCACCAAGUCAAAAGGAGUCAACUGUACCAUAUUGUGUUACGGAACCUCUGUGGAAACCAAUUCGUUUCCAAGCAGAAUGAACUUAAUGAAAUAAGGAACUGAAGUCACGUGGAAGCAGAUAUAUCGCAAGAGCUCAGUUUUUGUCCAACAAAAGCCACCCCUCAACUGUACCCACACUGACUUCAGCCUCUUUUGUACCAGAAUCAAAGUGCCUUCAAGAUAACGGACAAUGAGGUAGCAAAGCCCUGAAAGGAUAGACUGGACUGCACCUCUUCAUAGUGAAGGGGAGGCUUGCCUUUUUGAAUGCUCUGGUUUAUUUUAACCAGAAUAGCAAUUAAAGAGGGAAGGGUAUGUUAUGUAUUGCUUGAGUAAAACAAAGACUCCUAAGGCCUACAAAGCUAUUGGUGUUUGGGUGCCGGCACGGCCAAUCAGAACUGUUGCCUUCUAGCCAAUUGCUGUGCUGAAAAAUAGAUACUUGUAUAUAGUUCAUGCAAACGAAGGAUUCUAGCUGCUUGCAUUGUAUUGGUUGUUGUACAAGUAGGUGUGGUUUCUACAAGUAUAAAUUGGUUCCUGUUGAGCCUGAGGCUUCA
Molecule: messenger RNA, 1551 nt
Organism: Eublepharis macularius
Lineage: Eukaryota; Metazoa; Chordata; Lepidosauria; Squamata; Eublepharidae
Gene: RAD51C
Product: RAD51 paralog C
Exons: 9
Coding region: 7-1041 (344 amino acids)
Biological process (GO): meiotic DNA recombinase assembly; reciprocal meiotic recombination; DNA repair
Cellular component (GO): replication fork; Rad51C-XRCC3 complex; Rad51B-Rad51C-Rad51D-XRCC2 complex
Molecular function (GO): ATP binding; ATP-dependent DNA damage sensor activity; four-way junction DNA binding
Source: RefSeq, a predicted model, not a curated record